Temnothorax curvispinosus is the source of this 824-nucleotide messenger RNA. Its product is annotated as acyl-CoA-binding domain-containing protein 6-like. Bases 19 to 738 code for a protein of 239 amino acids. The transcript has a single exon. Lineage: Eukaryota; Metazoa; Arthropoda; Insecta; Hymenoptera; Formicidae. Gene Ontology annotation, molecular function: protein binding; fatty-acyl-CoA binding. The record is from RefSeq and is a predicted model, not a curated record.
CGUGCAAGUCCGUGAACGAUGGCCGAAAGCGAUUUAGAUAGCGACGUGACCGAUCUGGAGGAGACCUUCAACAGAGCUGCCAAGUAUCUGCAGACAUUGGUAUCGGAAUUAGAUUCGGGCCAGCUGCUUGCAUUUUACGGUCUGUACAAACAAGCGACCGUGGGCCCGUGCGACAUCCCGAGGCCCAAUUGGUAUCAGGUGCAGGCCAAGCACAAGUGGGAAGCAUGGAAGAAUCUCGGGGACAUGAGCCGCGAGACCGCGAUGGAAAACUACGUCCACGGGAUCGCGAGGAUAAAUCCGACGUGGGACGAUGACGAGGCGAAGGCCGACUCUCCGAAAUGGAUCGUCUUUAGCAAACUGUCGUACGGGAGCGCGGAGUUGAACGAUGAAGACAAGACGUUCUUAGAUUGGAUCAAAGAGGGUAACGAGGCGAAGGUACGAGAAUUUUUAACCGAUGAGCCCGCGCUCGUGAACAAACCGGACGAGGAGGGCAUGCAUCCCAUACACUGGGCCGCAGAUCGCGGCUAUCUCGGUAUCCUGGAUUAUCUGAUUAAGAGCGGCGCGAAUGUAAAUUCGCGGGAUCAGUACGGGCAAACGGCCCUUCACUACGUAGUAAGUUGCGAUCACGUGGACGCGGUCAAGUACUUGCUUUCGAUCGGAGCUCAAUCAAACGUAGCGGAUAACGACGGUGUGACACCUAAAGAAAUCGCGAACGAGCAGAUCGCAGCUCUUUUAUAAUGCUACACCAUUCUGUACACAAGCACACUGCGUUUACGAUUGUUAAUUCUGUUUUACGUAUAUUAAUAAAUCCAGUGUACUGAUAA